Rubroshorea leprosula is the source of this 1791-nucleotide messenger RNA. The record is from the annotation of a GenBank genome assembly. NCBI's taxonomy places the organism in Eukaryota, Viridiplantae, Streptophyta, Magnoliopsida, Malvales, Dipterocarpaceae.
CCAUUUCAACUCUUUUACAAUCCACUCUUCCUCCCCCCUCCCAACACUGCCAAACCUCAGCAGAUUACAAAGUACAACUAGGAAGCUCAAUACCUUUCUCAGAAAUGGUAGUUCAAUCACCUUUUCAAUCCAUUUCAUGCUCAUCAAACUGUCUUGUCAGAGGUGAGGAGCAAUGGCUUGGAUGCCUGUCACUAAAGAGAAAGCCAAUGCAUUUACGGUUUUCAAAUGGCUAUAAAGUCAGAGCAAGGGCUACUCUGAAUGCUAAUUCUACAGCAAAUAUAGAGAUUCCUCAUCAGUGGUACAAUCUGAUUGCAGAUCUUCCAGUAAAACCGCCUCCUCCUUUGCAUCCUAAAACUUUUGAGCCUGUCAAACCCGAAGAUUUGUCUCCUCUAUUUGCUGAUGAGUUGAUAAAGCAGGAAGCAAGCAAUGAGAGAUUCAUAGAUAUCCCAGAUGAAAUUCUUGAUGUUUACAGGCUUUGGCGACCAACACCUCUGAUCAGAGCCAAGAGAUUGGAGAAGCUUCUGGAUACACCUGCAAGAAUCUACUAUAAGUAUGAAGGUGUCAGCCCUGCUGGGUCACAUAAGCCCAACACUGCAGUUCCACAAGCUUUCUACAAUGCACAGCAAGGGAUCAAGAAUAUUGUGACAGAAACUGGUGCUGGCCAGUGGGGGAGUUCAAUGGCCUUUGCUUGCAGCUUAUUUGGACUUGGCUGUGAAGUGUGGCAAGUGCGUGCCUCUUUUGAUCAGAAACCAUAUCGUAGACUAAUGAUGCAAACAUGGGGUGCGAAAGUGCACCCUUCUCCAUCUAGCAUAACUGAGGCAGGUCGGAAAAUCCUUCAAACUGAUCCCUCAACCCCAGGAAGCUUAGGAAUAGCUAUCUCAGAAGCUGUAGAGGUUGCUGCCACAAAUGAGGAUACCAAGUACUGCCUAGGGAGCGUUCUGAACCAUGUUUUGCUACACCAAACAGUUAUAGGAGAGGAGUGCUUAAAACAAAUGGAGGCUAUUGGUGAAAUACCAGACUUGAUCAUAGGCUGUACUGGUGGUGGGUCCAAUUUUGCUGGACUUAGUUUCCCUUUUAUCAGAGAGAAGCUCAGUGGGAAAAUCAACCCUGUUAUAAGAGCAGUUGAACCGGCAGCAUGUCCUUCUCUAACAAAAGGUGUCUAUGCAUAUGAUUAUGGUGACACAGCAGGGAUGACUCCAUUGAUGAAGAUGCACACACUUGGCCAUGACUUCAUUCCUGAUCCAAUUCAUGCUGGAGGCUUGCGUUACCAUGGUAUGGCACCAUUGAUAUCACACGUUUAUGAACUCGGUUUCAUGGAAGCAAUCUCACUCCCUCAAACAGAAUGCUUCCAAGGUGCAAUACAAUUUGCUCGUACAGAAGGAAUAAUCCCGGCACCUGAGCCAACUCAUGCCAUUGCUGCCACCAUCAGGGAAGCUCUCCGCUGUAAAGAGACCGGGGAAUCAAAGGUCAUUCUGACGGCAAUGUGUGGUCAUGGACAUUUUGACCUGACAUCAUAUGAGAAGUAUUUGCAAGGCGAUAUGAUUGAUUUGUCAUUUGAGGAAGAGAAAAUAAAAGAGUCACUGGCCAAGGUUCCUAAAGUUGCAGCAUGAGCCCAGGAAAAGAUCCAUUUUGUGGCAUUUAGGAUGAAUCUCAUAAUGGUAGAUCAGUCAUGAAUUUUCUAAAGUUUGGGCAUUUUCUAUGUACCUUGAUAUGAGAAAUAGCAAGGUUGUUUUAAUUUCUUGACAUUUUUAUAGUUUUUUCUAUUUUAAUUAAUAAAAGUAUUAUCAUCAA